Argiope bruennichi is the source of this 2119-nucleotide messenger RNA. Its product is annotated as F-box/WD repeat-containing protein 9-like. Gene Ontology annotation, molecular function: protein binding. Bases 146 to 1357 code for a protein of 403 amino acids. Lineage: Eukaryota; Metazoa; Arthropoda; Arachnida; Araneae; Araneidae. The transcript is spliced from 9 exons. The record is from RefSeq and is a predicted model, not a curated record.
UUCAAGUUCUAUUUUAAUUUUUAUUUUUUGUUUAUAUUUGUUUGUCAAAUUGUCAUAUGUUUUAGUAACUGAUUGUUUUUUUAGUCUGUCAGGUUUCUUCUCUACUAUGCUGCAGAUGUAUAAUUAAUUAAAACUGAAAAAGACAAUGGAUUCAAAAAGUGAUUCUGAGGAUGGUGAUGAGUUCUGUUUAAAGUUGGAUACAAUCCCACCAGAGAUAUUUCUUCAUAUAUGCUCAUUCAUUAGUGCUAAAUUUGUUAUCAAUGUUUUGAGCAAAGUUUGUCAACGAUUUCAUGAUAUUAUUGAAAGUGACACUACUUGGAGAAUGAGAAUAUAUAAAAUGUGGCCCAAACAAUAUCCAUUAAUUCCAGAUCCUUCUCUGGAUUGGAAAGAAGCUUGUAUAGAAAGAGAAGAACAUUAUGAUCUGUGGAAAAAUUCUGGUGAAAAUAUGAGAAUUUUCCAUUUAAAAGACGCACAUUUUGGUUCUGUUAAUGUUGUGAAUAUUUUGGAGGAUGGUUGGAUUUGUGCCUCUGGUGGAAGAGAUGGAGCAUUAAAAUUAUGGAAUGUUUCAAAUCUGAAAGAAACACCAGAACCUGAUGAUUAUAAAUCUUGCCUUUUAAAUUCCAAAGCAGCUGCACAUGGCAAUGCAUGGCUUUGGUCCAUUGCCUAUGAUAAGCAAAAUAAAAUGUUAUAUUCCGGUGGAUUUGACUGUAAUAUAAAAACCUGGGAUCUUGACAAUCCAUCUCUUCCAGUUACAUCAUAUGGCCUUUCAUCACCUAUUUUGUGCCUUUCAUUUUCUCACAAUUCUUUAGCAUGUGGUUGUUAUGGACGAAGUGUUAGUUUAUUUGAUCCUAGAGUGAGCCUUCAACCUGUGAUACAACAUAUACAUCACAAGAAACCUGUCAUAUGUAUUGCAUCUGAUGAAAAAUUUAUUAUAUCUGGAAGUGAAGAUAAAAGUGUUGUUGUGUAUGACAAAAUUGCCCGAAAAGCAGUGAAGACUAUACAGUUUGAAGGAUUUCCUCUUUCAAUGUCUUAUGACUUUCAUCAGUUAUUAGUUGGUGAUGUGUUGGGAUUUUUUCAUGUUAUUGACCCUACUGAACAAAGUUUCGAAUUAGUUCAAACUUAUGAAACUGGGCAUAAACUCAAAGUGACUGGUAUACAGCAUUCCCUUGGUUCCAUAAUCACCUGCUCAACAGAUAAAACCAUUCGAAUUUUAGAGCCUAAUGCUGAUCCACAACCGAUUGCUGUAUUAAACUGCGCUUCUGAAGUUUCAAAGAUAUCUGCUUAUAAAACUAUUUUAGCUAGUGCAAAUACGGAUGAUUCCAUAACCAUCUGGAUACCUGAGGAAGAAUGUUCCUGAAUCAAAUUGCUUCAUUGCUUUUUGCUCCUGCUAUGUGAUACUAAUAGAUAUUUUUAUAAAAUUUUGUUCAUAUUUUUAAUAUUUUUUAAUAACUUAUUUCUGUGCCUUUUCAUUAUUUGUAAAAAAGAAACUUUUUUUUUCCUGUUUAGGGGAGGGGGGAUCUUUGUUACGUGAAGGUUACUCUAGUCUUUAAUAUAGUCUUGUGUGAUAAAUAUGUUAUGUUGAAGAAAAUAAUUAUUAUUUGUAAGAAAGCUUUUUAUAAGAUCACAGUUCAAUACCUUAAUUUUUUCAAUUUAGUGAUGUUUAUUUAUUGAAAUACUUUUCUCUCCCAAUUCUGUUGAGAUAUAACUGGAAUGGAUAAAAUUUAUUUUCUUCUGUUCUUAUUAAAAUGAAUGUAUGGAGAAAAGAUGAUUUUAUUAUUAUUAUUUAUCUAAACUUUAUACUUUUCUUUUCCUUUUUUACAAAAAGAGGAUAUAUAUUGUAGGGAACAUCUUGCAUUUUAGUUCAAGUUGGACAACUAUUUACUUUAGAAACUUUUUACAUUCUUAAAAAUUAGAUUUUUUUUAUCUAGUAAAAAAGGGAAAGAAAAACUAAACACAAAAUUUAUUAUUUUUUAAGAAACUUACCAAGUAAGUCAUUUAUGAAUUUGUUUGUUUAUUAUUUAAAGUUUCAAAAUAUAUGAAUCUAACUAUCAAAAACAUUUGAAUAGUAAUAUAGUUAAAUUAAUAUAUUGUUUCAUUUCAAGCCAUCUGAUUUAUUACA